Molecule: messenger RNA, 2342 nt
Organism: Colias croceus (clouded yellow)
Lineage: Eukaryota; Metazoa; Arthropoda; Insecta; Lepidoptera; Pieridae
Product: ATP-dependent RNA helicase DDX54
Exons: 13
Coding region: 85-2316 (743 amino acids)
Cellular component (GO): nucleus
Molecular function (GO): ATP binding; RNA binding; RNA helicase activity
Source: RefSeq, a predicted model, not a curated record
CACAACCUAAGUAUUUGCACGUGUUGAAAAGCAAAAGAAAAUUUAUUAAAAACUUAAGUAAUGUGUAGUUAAAUAAUUAACAUAAUGUUGCCGCCAAAAGACGUUGGCAAUGAAUUGCCAGGUUUCGAAGCCCCUCAUGAAGAUAUAACAAAAAAAGAUGGACCAAGUAACAAAAAGAAGAAAAAUUCAGGAGGCUUUCAAUCUAUGGGCUUUAGCUUUCCAGUUCUAAAAGGAAUAACCAAGAGAGGCUAUAAACAGCCCACACCAAUUCAAAGAAAAACAAUACCAAUAGCACUUGAGAACAAAGAUGUUGUGGCCAUGGCUCGCACGGGGUCUGGAAAAACAGCCUGUUUCGUACUACCCAUACUUGAGAAGCUCACCUCGCAAGCACAUAAAGCCAUGCCUGGCAAAAACAUGAGAGCUCUUAUUCUAUCUCCAACUAGGGAAUUGGCUUUACAGACUAUUCGUUUUGUCCGAGAACUAGGCAAGUUUACUGGACUAACAUCAGCAGCUAUAUUGGGAGGAGAAUCAAUUGACAGUCAGUUUGCCAUAAUGUCUGGCAAUGUACCUGAUAUUGUAGUGGCUACUCCGGGACGUUUCCUGCACAUAUGUAUUGAGAUGAACCUCAAAUUAGACAAUAUCAAGGUUGUAGUAUUCGACGAAGCGGACAGGCUAUUUGAGCUUGGUUUCGGAGAGCAACUACAAGAGAUAGUCGCAAGAUUGCCCACAAGUCGUCAAACAUUGUUGUUUUCUGCGACGCUACCUAAAAUGCUUGUUGAGUUCGCUAGAGCUGGUCUAACAGAUCCAGUGUUAAUACGAUUGGACGUUGAUUGGAAACUGCCUUCAACAUUAUGGCUGGGUUGGAUUUAUGUGAGGGCUGAGUUGAAAACGGCAGCGCUCUUGCUUUUACUAGACAGAGUGUUGACUCCCACCACUCCGCAGGCAGUUGUUUUUGCUGCUACUAAACAUCAUGUGGAAUAUUUACAUUUAAUACUAAAACAAGCAGGCAUAACCUCCACCUAUGCUUACUCGGGUCUCGAUCCAUCUGCCAGGAAGAUAGCUCUCGGCAAGUUCACAAAUAAGAAAUGUUCAGUUCUUAUUGUUACUGAUGUAGCGGCCAGAGGGUUGGACUUGCCGUCACUGGACACUGUCAUCAAUUAUAACUUCCCCGCUAAGCCGAAACUGUUUGUGCAUCGAGUUGGUCGUAGUGCUCGUGCCGGGCGGGCGGGACGUGCGUUGUCCUUAGUGGCUGCUGAAGAACUAGCACAUCUAUUGGACUUGCAACUUUUCCUUGGAACCGAUUUGAUACCGCCAAAUCAGAUUGAAGAGACUGGCACAGACUGUCCCAGUGGAGUCUGGGGUUCGAUGCCGAUUAGUUUAUUAGAGCUCAGACACCAGGAUGUUAUGGCGUGGGAGAAGAAUUACUCGGAAAUAGAAGACGCCAGUCGAGUAUGCGGCCGUGGUUGGCAACAAUAUAUAAAAUGGCGGGAACCAGCUUCAGCAGAUGCAAACAAACGUGCGAAACAGUUGACCCCGCCCACCGCGCCACACCCCUUUGUGAUUGACCAAUCAGAGCGCGCUGCUGACGAGCUUGUGGAGCAGAUAAAGAACUUUCGACCUAAAGGCACGAUAUUAGAGCUAACAGGACGAAACGAUUCUCCAAUGUACCUAGCAAUGAAAGCCAAGAGGCGUGUUCACGGCAAAACCGUACAAAAGACUAGAAGCAAUAAGGAUGGACAGGGUGAACUAGAAAUCUUGAAUCAAAAUGGAUCAGAAAGUUCAGAAAAGAAUAAAAAGAAGAGGAAAGCAGUGGUUCGCGAUGAAAACUAUAUACCACACUUUGCAAGUGAUCAACACACUGAAUCUGGUAUGUCAGUGAACUUCGCGAGUAACGCUGCGCAGGCGCAACUGGACGUGGUUGCGGACUGUGGGGACGGGGCGAGGGCCAACCGCGCGCAACUGCGCUGGGACAGGAAGAGGAAGAAGAUGGUGCACGUUGAUCCGGACGGCGGUCGCAAAAUGAUCCGCACGGAGAGCGGCGGGCGCGUGCCCGCGUCCUACCGCAGCGGGAAGUACGACGAGUGGAAACGACGCAACCAUGCGGACGGGGAUGUGACGGGGCAGAAGCUGCCAUCAGAGUUCCGUCCCCGCUGGGUGAAACACAACGAGCGUGUAUCAAAGAAAAUGCACGGAACUAACGAAAUGAGAGAUUCGCAGCAAAUCGUCAAGGAGAGGAUACGAAAGGACAAGAUCAAACAGAAACUGAAACACAAGGGAAAGGGAAAAGGCAAAGGGAAAGGCAAAAAGAGAAAGUGAUGUGUAUAAUAAAUGUGAGAUUUGAA